UUCCUUCAUUUCCUCUGGCUAGAAGAAGACAACAGCAGCAACAGUAACGGUUAAGGGGACAAGGGGACAUAGAAGCUACUAACCCCGAGGAUUUGGAUUAAAUCAAAACAAGUCCUUUGUGAAUUUUUCUUACAAUUUAUUUUCGUCCUACAAGAAUCUUUUCUCUGAGGCUGUAGAAAUGCCCCUCUCAGGAACUCCAGCUCCUCCCAACACGAAGAAAAAACCCUUUAAAAUCAUUACUGACCUCUCCAACAUCACACAAAUUGAGGAAGAGGAAACAGAUGCCACCGAGUUUGACCUCGGGACUAAGAUUAAGACUCCUAAGGAGGUGAUGCUGGAGGAACUUUCUCUUAUGAAAGGCAAAGGCUCUAAGAUGUUCAGAAUGAGGCAGCAGAGAGUGGAUAAGUUUAUCAUCAGUGCUGAGAACUUGCAAAAUCUCCAGGUCCUGGCACCUCCUGUAAACUGUGAAAAGACUCCACCCAAGACCCUUCCCAAACCAGAUCCACCGAAAGAAGAAGUAGAACCUGAGACUGAGCAAGAGAAGAAGACCAGUGAGUAUAUUAAAACAUAUGUCUCACCAUGGGAAAAUGCUAUGAAAGGCGACGAUGAGCUCAAAGCCACGCUGAAGCCACAAAUGCCGGGGCCUCAUGUGCACAAAGACCUGCCCCAAUACAAGAGCUUCAAUAGAACAGCGCUGCCUUUCGGAGGAUUCGACAAGGCUUCUCACCUGCUGACCUUCGAGAUCCCUGAGAUCAAGAAUUCUGAAGAACCAGUGUCAGUUCCUGUGUUCCAGUGUGACAUCGACUCUCGACCAUCUUUCAACCGUACUCCAAUUGGCUGGGUGUGCAACGAAGAGUCCAGCUACAUUCCCCUGACCCUGGAACCCAUCUCCUCCGAUGGAGAGACUGAAGACCUCUGAGAACCCUGUCCUGCUGAUUCCUGCAGCCUGUAUCUAGCUCAGUUCAUCUUAUAUUGUUAUUGUAGUGUUGAAAAUAUUUGCCAAAACUCUUGGGUAUUGGCAGCUAUGAAGACAACAGCCAAUAAAUUUCAACAUUACUUGUAUGGUAAUGUAAAAAUGAGAUGUAAAUACAGCUAUGUACCAUACGUAACAAAGUGGAGCCACAUCAUAAUCUGAGUAUGCUUAAAAAUGUCAAAAAAUCUGAACAUGCCAGAAAACUUGUAUUCAGUACAGCUAAUGAUCUUUCAAUACAUAAAUAAAAGGUGUUCUAUUAUAUAGCUAUAAA
Molecule: messenger RNA, 1244 nt
Organism: Hemibagrus wyckioides
Lineage: Eukaryota; Metazoa; Chordata; Actinopteri; Siluriformes; Bagridae
Gene: myoz1b
Product: myozenin 1b
Exons: 6
Coding region: 179-919 (246 amino acids)
Cellular component (GO): Z disc; actin cytoskeleton
Molecular function (GO): actin binding; telethonin binding; FATZ binding
Source: RefSeq, a predicted model, not a curated record